This is a messenger RNA of Porites lobata, 26853 nucleotides long. The record is from the annotation of a GenBank genome assembly. NCBI's taxonomy places the organism in Eukaryota, Metazoa, Cnidaria, Anthozoa, Scleractinia, Poritidae.
CAAUCAUCCCCCGUCUUCCUCGCACAAAUCACAUCUCGCGUUUGGCAAGAGGCUGGCCAGCAGCUAGACAAGCAUCAAAAAUUUACUUCGUAAACUCAAAGGAUAACAUAACUAGAAUUUCAGGACAAGCAAAUUAGUUAAACCUACCACAAGCCAGCCAUGGCGGAAUCGUAAGUGAACAUUCUGGUGACUUUAUAAACUCUUUGAUACAAACGAGGACAAAACUAAUCGCGCUUUGAUAAUCUUUGCAGGGUCAAAGUGGCUGUCCGAGUUCGUCCCUUCAACUCGAGGUAAGCCUACAGAAAGCAUGGUAUGUUCAUUUUAUCGUCUUAUUUUGUAACUGCAAUGCUUUUGUUUUCGCAGAGAGAAGGAUCGAGGAGCGAAGCUCGUUCUUGAGAUGGUUGGGGCUCUAACACAGAUCACCGACCCCGACAAUCCAGGUAGGUUAACAACGUAAUUUGUCGUCUUCGCGCUGUAGGAAUGUUUACCCUCUACUAGCUGUCUGCGAAGAAUUUUCCAAGUCACUUUUACUCUUCUUCAAUUAACUGUUUCAAUUUUUUUCUCUUUCAUUUUUCUCACAGGAAAUCCGCCAAAAGAGGUGAGAAUAUAAGACUUGCCAUCAUGUUUUUAUUUCGUCAUUCUGACAUCAACUUGCUACCGGUGAAUACUGUACGUUUAAGCUUACAGUUUCUGUAAAUUUCCCUUUAAUUGCGCAACACUAGGCUUAACUCUAAAUUUUUUUUCUUUCUUUUCAUGAUGGGUCAUCGUGCAGUUUACUUUCGACUUUUCGUAUUGGUAAGUGCCAACGAUUUGUUUUUGGGAGUUGAGCACGAAUUGUACAUUUAAUAGUCACCGGAGUUCACCUUUUAUUAAAUUGCUGAAUACAAGGACUCCCUUAAGCAAACUUUUGUAUUCAUUUGAGAGCCUCAUCUGUUACUCCCGCCGUUUUAAUAAACCCAGGUCCCAUGAUGGUUUUCAAGAAGACGAGGCCGGUUAUCUUCGACCUUCAAACGCGAAAUACGCAGAUCAACGCAAAGUAUUUGACGAUCUCGGCGCUGGUGUUUUGAAGAAUGCUUUCGAAGGUAACUGCCAUCAGACAAAUCUUGUUAAAUAUCGUCUGUCACCUAUCUGUUUACUUCUGAAGAGCUACCGGUAUUUUUAAUAUAUGCAUGUAGCAGCAAUGUGCGUUCGGUAAUAUAAUGACUUUAGCUACUCCUCUUCUAUCUCAUUGUUUUCAUGGCUGUUAAACUUAACCUUACUUCAGAUUAACGUAAGCUUAGAAAAGCUUAGAUUAAUUGCAAUGAUCCAAGCGCGAAAUCCUCAUCAUUUUUGAAGUGAAUAUGUAACAAUUUAACUUUUAUAUUGAAGACCAAGUAUGAGUAAUGAAAGCGAAACAAAGAUUAAACUGCAACUUUUCUUCCUAUUAGUUUCCAGAUAAGCUUUAGUGCCAGAUCUUCAUUUCUGUUAACCUUAUUAGUAUACUAAUGUUAUCAUCUUUUGAUCGUUAAAUACUUGAGCUAGUCUCCUGGACUGAGUAUUUGAAUUUAGAUAUGGAAGCCUAAAAAACAAAUUCAGUUUAAUUCUUUUGGUGUCUACCAUUUGAUAAUUGGAUGCACUAAAAGAAUAGGGACAAUUAUCUGAGAGAAUGCUUUAAUAUUUAUAUAAUAAAUAUUGUUAUAUAUAACAAAGUAAUCGGCACUUAUCAGCCUUCAUACAACUAGGGCAACUAGGCCCUGGUUAGUUAAAUGCUGGAUAAUAAAUCACUAUCCAGUGGAUAAGUAAUAGGACAAACAAUUGCACUUUUCGCUGGGUAGAGAUUUAUUUACCAGAUAGCAUCAUCCACCUUUUAAUAACUGAGGCAGGGGUCAGUUUCUUGAAAAUCCUGGUAGCUUUCCGGGCCCAGAAAGCUAUUUUGUGCUUGCUGUAUUUACAUUCAAGAUCAAAGGUUCAAUAAUUUUGACAAUCAUAAAUUGAAACUAUCAGUUAACGAAGCAAAAUUGACUGGUUUUUGAGCUAGGCACUGUGCUACUAUUCAACAAGUUUUAAUUUUAAAUCUGCCUUCGGGCCCAAAAAGUUUCCAGGCCUUUCAAGAAAUGGGCCCCAGGUCUUUUUGAGUGGGUUGUCAUUGAUCUCCAGAUAUUGGUGACUUUGGAUGAUAUAUUGCCAUUGGACAAAGAAAUUAACCCCUAAAUUUAUCUAAACUCCUUAAUCUUGGGAGUGUCUGAAUAAAUAGGAAAAAAAUCCAGUUUUACAUACUGAAUUGAACAAGUACAGUGGAACCUGGUUAAUAAAGACAUCAAGGCGAUUAAUUGCCCUGGCGUCCAUAUUAUCCAUGUGACUGUUUUAAGCGGGCUCUCAGAAAAAACAUUGCAGACACAUUUUUUUGGGAUCUUAAGUAAGACUUAAGCAGACCUUUUUGUGGGUAAACGUUGUUUAAUUUCUUAAAAGUAACUGUAACAAGUUCAUCAUAAAGAACUUCAGGAUCAUUUGUCAUAGUCUCAGACUAGAAUUUCUAUCUUCCAAGUAUUUGUCUUGAAAUGCAACAAUGGAAUCCUUGACUUAACUUUGCACUGACAUUUUUAGUCUGCCACUCUGCUAUGGUGCAUGACAUUAGACAGAACCUUUGACAGGUCAUUCACUGUUCUGUUAAGUUUUAGCCGGUAAGAUAUUCAGUCAUAGAUAGUGUAUUGAUAAACAGUGUCUGUAAAGCAAAGUUAAUGUGAGAAUUUGUUUCUCGCGACACAGAAAAGUGUCUGGUGUCUGUAUUAAGCAGGUUAAUGUUAGAGAAAAUGUAUGAACUUUUUUGUCAGGACAAACAAAACUAUCUGUUUUAUGUGGGUGUCUGUAUUAAGUGAGUGUCCACAAAGCGAGGCUCCCCUGUAUAUGGGAAAUGCAAAAGCUGACCUGUUGAUCCCUAGACCUUUGUCAAAGCAAACAGGCAGAUAUAGACAAUAUGAUAUGACAGUAACAGCAGCACAUAUCUUCUGUGCCAGUUGUGUAUAGCAUAUCAAACUGGAAUUCACUUUUGCCUUCUUAUAAUUAAACAUAGCAACUUGUUUUUGCUAAAUCUGCCUGAAAUGUGCACUUGAGGUGUCAGCCUACAGUUCAACUCAGUUGAUGAAACCAAACUCUUUGUGUUUGACUUCUCUACUGAUGCAGCACCACUGCUUUGUUUUUUAAUUCAGGAAGUGCAGCGCCGUAGCUAGUAUGAGGCCAACCGAGGCACUCGCCUCGGUAAAAUUUUGACGAAUUUUGCCGAUCAUUUUUAUUUUACAUAAGCGAUCAUCGGAUAUUUUUAACGCAUCAUGGUAUUACAAAGAAUUCAGCAAUUCAGUCAAUAUACUAUGAAAAAAUUACCAUAUCAUCGAUCUCAAGGGGCUACGUACGUUAACUCAAAUUUUUUUUGAACAAAUACUGAUCAAAACCAUUGGCGAGGUUAAUGGUCACCCAGAUUAUGUAGCUUGUUUCUGAUUAUUGCUUUUUAAAUUCCACUUAAAUUAACUCGAAGAAAAGUUACGGAAAGGCCCAGAAAACGCUGCAAAUCGCAUUUCCGAGAGACUAAAGUUCAAAAUUUCUCGGGGGGGGGCAUGCUCCCGAUCCCCCCUAGCAACUCCCGCCUGCCUCAGUUGGCCGUUUGGUCUGGCUACGGCACUGAAGUGGCUCAGUUUGUUGCAAAUUUCACUUGGGGUAGGAGGGGUUGAUUUCAUGCAGCUGUUGUUUUUUAAAGGGACAGUGAAAGGAAAAGGUUGAGAUAUGAUCUUGAUUUGCUUUGUUAUUUUAUUAUAGGUUUUAACUGCUCCUUAUUUGCCUAUGGACAGACGGGUGCUGGAAAAUCAUAUUCUAUGGUUGGAUAUGGAAACAACAAGUUAGUAAAUUAUCCUGAUAGAGUCAAAUCAUUUAUAAUUUUACCCAAAUAUCCAACUUUGUUAAAGAAUUCCCAUUACUUAACCCAUCCACCCUUGAAAUUGUGGCAAAAAACUCUGUUUGAAGCGUGUUAAACCAUAGUUUGGACACUUUGGCACGGAAAUAGCAAAACCACCCAACAUGUUUUUUUGUAACUCGAGUACUAUACUUGAAGUAGAAGUGGGUAGUGGAACAAGAUUUUAUUUUGUUCUCAGGUGAAAGUUACAUGAUUCUUUGCAUUUUCCCUGCUCCAGCCUGUCUGGAUAUGGUUUGAAAGAUGCUGUGGGUAAAAAUCAGGAUUUGGAUUUACCCUCUCCUUUGUUUGCUAUUUCUAAUUAUUCAUAGGAGACAAAGGAAAUUCUGGUUUAACCCGAGAACUGAUUCUAUUUGCAACAAGAAGAUCUCUUUGCUUGCGUAAAUGAAGUGUCAAAGUUGUCUGUGGCUGUUAAAAAUGAUAAUUCCACCAGCGAUCAACAAGGGAUGGGAUUUCAUACAGGUGGUUAUGAGCGGUAGACGUGUAAAUGUGCUAUUAAGUAAAAUUGUUGUCAGCUUUGGCUUCAGUUCAGCUUAUUGUAGCUCCCAUAGUUUAUAUCCUUUCCUUCUUCAAAACAAGCAUCAACAAAACCUAGAUUGGAUCAACCCUUGUAAGUCAGUAAUAACAGAAAGUUAGGCAUAGUGUUACAGGGGUUGAUCCAAUUCAAUACAACUUAACAGCAUUUUCCUGGGUACUGUAUGUACUUCAAGAAGGAAAAUGUUUGUUGUAAACCAGUUGGGUCAUAAGCAAAGGGAUAAUAAAAUAAUAUUUUAUCUUUUCUAAUCAGGGGCAUUGUUCCUAUUACCUGUGAUGAGUUGUUUAAAGCUAUGGCUGCUGGAGAUGGAGAGACUGUAAGUGCUUGAAAGAAUAAAAUGUCAAGUAAAGUUCAUCAAAAUGCUGUAAAUUUCUGAAACUUUCUGAAAUUGGCUUUUUCUUUGGGCAAAGUUCUGACUUCCUCUUCCCUCCAUAUGUAUAUAGCACACUAUCCACCUUUAUACAAGUAAGGCCAGGUGAUGUUAUGCUCUCUAGGCCAAUCAACAGUUGCUGCUGCCUUGAAAUGAGGUUGUGACUGGAUAUUGGCAACAUUGCUGCAUCUUCCAAAUUUGGUUAUAACACUAGCUGGUUAUGAAGAAUUUGUAUGAAUGAUACUUUGAUUUGACUGUGUGCCACAGAAGUCUCAUUUCUAGAGGGAUUAUUAAAUAAGAAUUGCUCAGUUGCAUGUAACCAAAAUGUAUUAUUACCAGAGUUUCUUACCAAGAGGGCUCUAGGUGCCCAGAGCUCUGCUGUAACACUCUUUGUUUCCACCCAGUGGGUGGUGCCAAGAUGGAGGUAUACCAUGAAGGGUGGUCAAAAGAAGUCAGCUACUCUCUAACAUGGUCACUCACAUGCAUCUUUUUUGGCUUUGUUAGUGGUCAAAGGCCAUGCAGGCAGCGAACAGAGGAGUUUAAUUUUAAGAAAAACACUUGGCUUUCUAGUUAAAAAUUCUGUGUUAACCCUUUUCAAGUCUUAAUUUAUGAAGACAUUGCCUGUUCCAAAUCAAAAAGGAGAUUGACAAUAAUUAGCAUAAUCAGUUCAGACAAAUGGUUGUUGUUUUUCUGAUUCACAGAAGUAAUUGUGUUUUUUUUUCCAUUUUGUACAGAAAUACCAAGUUUCAUUUAGUAUGUUAGAAAUUUAUAAUGAACAAGUGCGUGACUUGCUUGUGAAGAGUAACCCCAAAGGAGGUCUGCAGGUAAAAAAAAAAAUUGUUGAUUUUUAAACAGUUAAUAUUGAGCUAAAUUUAUUUACUUAGGUUUUCCAAUUCAUUGCAGGGUCACCACAAUAGUGUGUGGCACCAAUCAAUUACUGCAGGCUUAUAGUCCCUCCCCCAAUGAGAGAUAGACCACAACACUGGGGACUACAUCCCCUACUCAUUAUGAACUGUCAGGGGUUUUUUAAUGCCCCACAUAAUUUAUAUGUGCAAGGGUUGUGAGACAGGGCCUACAAUUUACUUUGUUUAUUCAAGAAAACUAGAAAGUCUAACCGUUUGCAGAUCUCUUUACAAAGGCAGCACUUUAUCCUCAGUUAUUUCAAGACCCUGAGUGUUGGUCCAGCUGGGGUUUGAAUCAGCAGCCUCCCGCUUGGCAGACCAGCGCUUAUUCAAUUGAGCUAACUGCUCUUAUCUUAUAAUACAUGUAUACAAUCAAACCUCUCUUCAUAGCCACCACUGGGACAGAGAAACGUGGCCAUAGUAGAUAGUUACUAUUUGCUAUCACUUGCUUACUGUGCUUUUAAUGUCACAGGUACGUCAGAAUCCAAAGGAAGGUUCCUUCUUUGUACAGAACUUGAAGAGAGUGGCUGUAGUUGAUUAUGCAGACAUUGAACGAAGGAUAGAAGAAGGUAGGAUCUAAAAAAUUCAGUGCCAGUUCAAGUAAAGGUUAUUUAUUUCUACCUAAGCAUAAAUACCAAAAUCAAACAUUGCUUCAGGUACAAGUAUGCUUCCCAAUUGGGUCAUGAUUUUGGGGCUCCUAAACUAGAACAUGCCAGGCUUAGUAUUAUUUUUGCACAAAAGCUUCACUUAAUGAAUGGUGAAAUAGACAUCAUGAUGAAUAAGGUACAGAAAAAUUGACCCAUGUCUGGAAUUAGAUUCCAUCUAAAUUUGAUUGCAUUUUUAUUUUCAAAAUAGGGUCUGAAUUUAGAGCCCUGAAAAGAACUCUGCAAUUAUCCAAAACUAAUCUGACUAUAAUUCCCCUGGGACUUACACCAUAUUUGAAACUCACCAUACUGCGCUGGGAAAGUUAUGUUUACACAAGUUUGUAUUUCCUCAAAACAUUUUGUUCUUCCUUCUUUCUCACACAAUUUCUGUUGACCUGUCCUGUCUACCACCCAUGUAGCAAGCCUUAGGACUACUCUGUCAAGUGCAUUAUUGACCAAGAAUUUGAGCAAGAUGGCUGGAUAAUGGCAAAGUUCUUAUUUACAUUCUUAUUGUCUAGGUCAAUAAAAAUGCAAAAAGAACAAGGCCACUUUAAUACAGCCAUCUUGACCAGACAAGCUUGGUCAAUAAUUAUUUAUUGUAUGGCCAAAAAGAAAACUUUUUCUUGGGGGAACAAUGCAGGAAUAAAUCCCAAGUGGGGGCAAGAUGUGCCCAUCUUAGCUGCUUGGGUAGCCAGUCAAAGUACAGGACACGCUUAAUCUUACCCUCUCAUGGAUUUAGCCAUACAAUAAAAAACUUUUUCCAUCCAACAGGUACUGCUAAUCGUACAGUGGCUGCAACGCAGAUGAAUGCAACAAGCUCCAGAGCUCACACUGUUGUCACAAUUGUCUUUGAUCAGAUUAGCAAAAACCAGACUGGCCAAGAAACUAAAAAGAGCAGUAACAUAAAUUUAGUAGAUCUGGCAGGUUUGUGUCAAACAACUUUUUUCUGUCUCAUGAAAUGCUCCUGUUGUUAUUGUUGUUGUUGUUGUUUUUGGUGUUUUAUAGGUUAGCAUAGAUAUUUCCAGGGAUGUUUAUUAUAGAUUAGUGUGUUUAAAUAAGCCAGGAAUUAUGGGUUGCUGAACAUCCCAGAAAGUAUUGAUGAUUUUUUUUAUUCUGCUAUUUUUUGGGAAAUUAUUGUAGGUUCUCCAUUGAAAUGUGUUAUCGGGUGUAUUAAGUGACAAAAUCUGGAUUGAAGAUUCUAACCACUGAUGAAAUCCUUUACAUAAAAAUGGCUUUUUAAAGUCCUAAAAAAUCUACCUGUGUCUUGAAAGAGUCCUUGAAAAUCACUUUUAAAAUGAUUUGAAAUCCUGAAGAAAGCAUGGUACAAUCGAUCGCCAUUAAUAUGAACACUUAGGGGGUCAAAAAAGUGUCCGUGUUAAUCAGGUUGAGAUAAGAGAAAUUGUAAGGGCUUUCUUUCCCAGGCAGAAAGCCAACUAUCCAUAAUAAUUAGGUGUCAAAAUUAAGCAGGUGUUCAUAAGGCGGGGUUUGACUGUAUUUGUAUGGUAAAUUUAUGAUUUUUUUUUUCCUAUCAGGCAGUGAAAGAGCCGACAGCACUGGAGCCACAGGAGACAGACUCAAGGAAGGAGCUAACAUCAACAAGUCUCUUUCGGCACUGGGUAAUGUUAUCUCAGCUCUGGCUGAUUUGUCCAUGGGAAAGAAGAAAGUGUUGGUGCCAUAUCGUGAUUCUGUUCUCACCAAACUGCUUCAGAAUGCUUUGGGUGGCAACAGUAAAACCAUCAUGAUAGCUGCUUUGUCUCCUGCUGAUAUCAACUAUGAUGAAACACUAAGCACUCUGAGGUAAUAAAGGACGAGCUUACUGUAUUUGAACUUCACAGCUUCACCCUGUGUGCAGAGCCUCCUUUUGUUAUUUGUUGAUCAAGGAGGAGAAAAAGAGCCUCUGCCAAAUCGCAUUUAGCAUUUGAAGUCACCACAGCCCUAAUUUCUUGACUAGUCAAUCCUGUUCAUUUUUCUUGUCAAACUGGUUUGUGCAAACAUCCAUUUAUUGAAAAACCAGUGGCCAUCAGAGCUGUCUUUAAAUUUUUAAGCAGCCAUAGCAACCAAAGAUUCACCCGUAACAUCUUACAAAAAUUCAUAGUGCCACCUUUAGCUUUCCUUUUUGAUCACCUGUAACAUCAAGUGUGCUCAGGCAAAACAGGUGUUACAGGUUAUGGCCCUUAAUGACAGCUCUGGCCAUAACUGAGCCCUCAGUACCAAGUGCCAGGUAUUAGACCUGGGUUUAACUGUAUCCGCGCAACAUGCAGGGCAUGUUCAACAGAGAUCUUGCUCAAUUCAUGCAGUGUCUUUCUCCAGUAUGCCCAAAUCAAAGCGAGUGAAAUAAAGGCUUUGCUGGCAGGGUGCACAGCUUAAGCUUUCAUUGUAAAACUUAGCAAAUUAUUCAUUAUUUCGUUCAUCACAAACUUUAAGACAAGAUUUAUACUGGUGUUCACAUUAUCAUGAAAAUGCUUUUGUUAUGACUAUAGUCUCUGCUUCAUGUAUGGAGAGGAUACUACUUGGCAGCAGACAGAUCUGAAUAAUAUUAAAUUUACAAAUUAAUUUGUCAUUGUUUUUACCAGAGGAAAAUAAAGUUUAUGUGUCUUCCAGCUAGUCAUUUUAUUUUCCCCUCAUAUUUGUGAUAAUUUUUAUUAACAAAUAUGUCUAUCAUAUUUAUGUUUAGCUUUGCUAAACAUUUGAAUCUCCCUCUAUUUUUCAACCGGCAUUUGAUAGCUUUGAUAAAAUGUCUGCUCCAAUCAGGACCUGGAUGUAAAUUUAUAUGACUUCCAUGAGUGGCUCAUCUUCCACUAAAACACUUUUGUUUGUAAGAUAAAUACUGGUAUUUUAGGUAGUGAGUUAUUAUUUUUGAAAACUGCAUGUGUGCAGAAAGCAAGAAUGACUUCAGGUAACAAGUUUUUACUUAAGUCACUCUGUCUUUGUGCUCAUACUAACGUGAACAAUCAGAGAUAUAUAACCAGAGAUCAGUCAAAUGCAUAUGAGGAGUCAAAAACUGCCAUUCAAAGCCCUUUAGUUAGAUACAAACAUAGCUGUUUGAUAACAUUACUCUUUGAUAAUUUUUUUGUCAUCAUCAUCAUGUGUUAUGGUUGUUGUCAUACUAUGAUCAUUGUCACUGUCAUUCUCAUUGUCAUUAUUGUCACCAUGAACCACAACAAGAUCAACUUGGUUGUUGAAAUAAUUAUUUUUUUUCACUGUUUAGUGCUUUUAUGGUCCGACAUUAAUAAUUAAGCACAUCACUUGCUAAGCUUUACAGAUGUAUGUCACUGUAUGGUUAUUAAGUGAAAGAAUGUAUGUUAAAUCAUACAGGGAAUCAAUCAAUCAAUUGACCAACUCGCGUAAUGUGUUUUUGAUAUUAGAUAUGCUGAUCGUGCAAAGAAGAUCAAGAACAAAGCUGUUGUCAAUGAAAAUCCAAUGGACAAACUUAUCAGGGAGUUGCGAGAGGAAAAUGAAAGGUUAAAGAAGAUGAUGUUAGGUGGUGGAAUGCCUGCAGAUACUUCUGGCAGAGAAUUGAGUGAGUAUUUACCCCACUUUCAUGUACUGAAACACAGAAAGCUUAGGCUGUAGUUAUUGUCCUAAAUCUAUUAUUUUUUAAUUUAUCCCAGUCAACUGAUCUUAAUCUCAUAUGACAGCAUUGGCAUAAGUGGUUGUCCUUUUAUUGUUUUAAAAGAUGUUUUGUCGUGGACAACAGCAAACUUAUUAAGAGUCCCCUGUACAUCUUAUGUACAUGAAAGGUGUGAUUUCAUUUAUUUAAUGUGGUCAUAAAGUGACUGUUUUUUAGUCUUAUUUCCAGAUCACAUUAUUUACUUGCUUAUCAAUUUGCAGUGCAAACAUAGUUAUGAAUCAGUUUGAUUUCCAUGGCUAUUUGAUAAGUGUUUGGGUGGAUUAAUAACAAGAUUUUCCAUCUCUGUCAAGUUUCAAUAUAGGAUUAUUUCCAAUUUUUGAAGUUGCCAGAGAAAUGAGCAAAAUAGCCAGAACAUGCCAUAUUUCUAAUUCUUGAUUAUAUUGUCAACAUAAAUUGUUUCUAACAUUGGUGGGGGGUGGCGGGGGGGCUGGAGGUGCAGUUGUUUAGAAGGUGGAUUGAUCAAUGUCCAUUGGAUAAGUGUUGGGAAAACUAAUUGCUUCUGUAUAGAGAUUUAUCUGGUGAAAAGUGCUAUCCCCCUUUUGAACAUAUACAGGGCCUGAAAGUUUACCAACUUGUGCAUGUCACUUUUAAUGCAAUUUGCGAGUUCCUUGUUGUCAGUACAUGUAAAUGAAUGUUCUUGCUCCCCUACAGGAAAUACUGUAUCCAAUUUUUUAUUACAAACUGUGCAAAUUAAUGUGCUUCUACAGUGCCUUGCUAGCCCUCUUAGCUUGGACACCUACUUUUUUGCUUGUCCUUUUAAAAGGUUGAUGACUGCCCUGUGAAGAUGUUUUUCAGUAUUAAUUUACUCAUAGAUAUGUUAUAAACCAACUUGAAUUGAGGAGUUGAACUUUCUCAACGUGAAAGAAACUUGAUAGUGUUGAGCCUCUAAAACCUUAUUAUUACGCUGCAGCUGAAGCAGAGAAAGAGGAAAUGCGCAAACGAGAGGAUUUCCUUGCAUAUAUGGAACUAAAUAAUCAGAACAUGAUGAGCUGGGAAGAUAAGGUCAGUUUUCUUACUUUGACUUUUCAUUUCUGCUUUAUUCUUAACCAUUUUUGCAAUUUCUAAUUUUUUGCGAUUUUAACAAUAUUAAAAAAAUUAACUUGUCAUGAAUGAUAAGAACACCCCAUAUAGUGUCAGUAAAUGCUUUGUGGCAGGAUUAGCUCAGUCGGUAGAGCACUUGACUGCAGAGACGGAGGUUGCGGGCUCGAUUCCCGGGGUGGGACCAAUACUCAGGGUCUUGAAAUAACUGCGACAUGAAGGUGCUUGCUCUGCCCUGCGAACUGCAAGACCUUUGUGUGGCUCAAAUGACCACGUAAUAUGGUGGUCCCGUGUCCAGAAGGAGACGUAACAAUAGUGUCCCAGGGGCAGAUCUAGGGGCAGGGUGCAGGGGUGUGCACACCACCCCCUCCCCCACCCCCUGAGAUGACCUGUGGUUUUCUAAUACAACUGGUAUUCGGCAAAAACAAAAAAAAACUAUGUGGUUUAUUGGUGGUGAAGUAAAACAUGAGAUGAGUUUGCAGAAUUUAUGUGAAACGCCGUAAAAAUGGUAGUUUGGCACUCAGGCUGAAGUUUGGAGCCCUUGGCUUCCAUUGGUCAGAGCAGAUGUUCUGCUUGCAUCAUCACCACAUGGCUUAUUCAUGGGUAUCCUGUGGACUUCACAGCAGUUCACAUUAUGUUGUUGCCUAGUCAUAAGCCUUCUUCUUUGUAUUCGCUUUUAAAAUUUGUUUACGCCACCUGUCAGUUACGCCAUUCCCUAUUGGUGUACCCAAGAGAAAAAUCCUGGAUCCGCCUCUGCUGUCCUCAGUUAGUACUUGCAUGCUAAAUAUAGAGAUCGAGACUAUCAAGUGAACAAAAGUUUUCCGUUGUUGAUGUCUUAACAGGUGAAACAGUCUCAGCAGGAUGAUGCUGCUUCUGGCAAACCGGAUGAGAAACAGCGAAAAAAACAAACUAUACCCCACUUGAUCAACUUGAAUGAAGAUCCUAUGCUCUCAAGAGUCAUCUGUCAUUUUCUAGAACAAGGUAGCAUUAAUACCAUUAACUCUGAAACAAAUAAACUAGCAUUCUACAGAUGUAGCAGAAAAAUGUCAGUUUUUAACGCCUGUGUCAGAAAAGGGAUUAAGGUGCCUGAGGAGGCCAUGUGGCUGCAAAUGCAAUGCAAGCCUUUUGUCACACCUUGCCAUUUGGGCAAGCUGAAGCUAGCAUUUACUAGCCCAAACGUCAUUUUAACUACAGGUGUAGUACCCAAAACUUUUUGAUGAGCAGAAUUGAUUUCAUAGUUCUUCUGUUAUUUGUAUUACUCAAAAAACUUCACUUGUCCAUCAGGCAAGUUAAGAAUAGCAUUCACUAGCCCCGGGCUAUCGGACACUACUUUCUUUGCACGCUGAAUGACACCUCAAGGCACUAGAACGCCCCACUGGCCUGCCCAAAACUGCAACCCAAUCACGAGUCCCCAACACCAAGCCACAGUACGCACAACAACCUGUGAUCUUGCACCUUGCACUCUCUAUAACCAGAUUGAACCCUGCUGUUGUUAUUCUGACUGAUGAGCUUGUUGUUUAUACGUUUUUAGAGGUAACAAAGAUAGGAAGAAAAGAUGCUGAUCCUGCUCCUGAUAUUCCUUUUAGUGGCCUGAGGUGAGUGGCCAACAUAAGGCAUCUUAGAUCGAAGUUUGGUUUUGGUUCUCAUUAAAAAGAUUUAAGUCACAGUGAGCUUCUAAAAAUGUUUAGCAAUUGCCGAAUAUUUGUGCUCAGCAAUGCGUGCUCCCGGGGGUACGGGGGUGGGGGAAGGAAGAGAGGAAGGAGAGAGUUCUCUCUCCUUUUUGGCCCCACCACCAGAGCGCCUCGGAGAGCUUACUUGGGGGCUUGAAGCAAUGCGUUGAUGCUGGUGCCUGGCUGUGUAGCUAACAUAAUUUGCAUCGCUUAUAAGAUCACAUGUUAGUCAGCAUGGCGUUGUUUUUUAUCUUUCAUGUGAUCUGUGUGAUGCAGAUUAUUUUGGCUACACACCCCGACGCCUACAUCAACGCAUUGCUGAACACAAAUCUUCGGCAAUUGGUAAACAUUUUUUAGAAGCUCACGCUGACGCAAAUCUUUUGAAUGAGAGCCAAGCUUUGAAACUAACUUUCUUUGUACCUAGUGGUCCCCAUUUAGGUUGUAGAGAAGAACUCUGCGCUUUUUUGUGUAAGAUGGACAAAGGCUGAAAACAUAAGUUUUAAAUUUUUCAUCUGUUCCGUGUUAUUUUUUUAAACAGCAUUCUUAAACAACAUGCUUUGAUUAAGUCAAGUAAUGGAGAAAUAACCAUUGAGCCUGCAUCGCCUGGCGCCAAGACAAAAGUGAAUGGCAUGCCACUUACUGGCGAACGUGUUCUGAAAAACUACGACAGGAUUUUGUUUGGUGAGUAAACGACAACACAAAUUUGCAGCCAUUUUUCCAACAUUGCUGCAAAACGAGUUGAAUAGCGGGGUCGCGCGUUUUACCACCCACGAAUCAAACCUGUCUUGCAGCAAAUUAGGUUCUUACAGGUUGCGAAAUGUUGUUGCAGAAAGUAGAAAGUAAUUCUACUUUUUGCCACAAAACCUGUUUAUUUUUGCGCGUUUUACCUGCCCAAGGCAAAGCUUGUUUUGCAGACAGUGACGUAAAUCCCGUGUAUGGCUUGACUCCAGCGUAAUUUUAACCAAUCAGAAAUCAGUAUUCACGUAACUUGCAACUUCACUUCAAAGACAUUUGAGGGGCUCAUAUUUUGAGAACUUCUUGUAUUUUAUUUUUUCGUUUGUUUGUAAACGCAUGUAGUCGCAAGACAGAGGAACACACCUUUACAGGUGUGUUGUGGUUGAAUUUGGUCCUUUGCUUCAGUAUUAGUUUACAGUGUACUCUUUGAAUGAAAAUGAGUUUAAAACAAAGGAAAUAAAAUUAAUUUCAAUAGUAAAGAUCAAUGACAAAAAAAUCAAACUGAGUCCACUCAGGAGCACAAAAAGAAUGUCUCCUGUGUCAACGGCGUUUUCGCAGACCAGUUUAUUUUUAGAUAGAUUUUCCCGUUAAGUUUGACCAUCAACUAAAUCUUACAAAUAAGUCAACAGAACCGUAGACCAGAACAUAGUAUAUUUCAUGUUUUGAUAGCUUUCUUUUCUCCUUUUUUCAUAUAUCAUACGACAUAUGAGCAAAUUUACGAAGCGGUGCUUCCAUUUUCGCGUGAAAAAUAUAAAGUGAUAAACGCCGUUGCAUAGGCCAAUGCUAUGUUCACAGUAUAGCGGGUAACUUUUCGUGCCGACAAGAAGAAGUAUCCGAUAUAGUCUGGCUCUUGGUGAACACCUAUCUGACAUGUGACUCUCAACUUUAGAGAUCGGCUCGGCUCGGUGCGGCACAGCGUCGCUCUGCGGUUACAGAAAUUGCGUCGAAGUCACCGUUCAUAUGUGUGAACGGGUGCGCUAUCCGGUAUGCGCAUAUGGUUUUCGUGUUGGCGCUAAAGCUGUUCGGUAUAGUGUGAACACCAUCUGAUAUAUGACUCUCCACUUCAGAGAUCGGUGUCGCGUAGCGCGCACCUAUCUGAUAUAUGACUCUCCACUUUAGAGAUCGGCUCGGCUCGGAAGCACUAGAAGCACUAUCCGGUAUGGUUUGCGUGUCGGCGCAAAAGCUUUUCCUAAGUGCUAUGUAAGGGGGUUGCACGCUCUAUGAUUGACUGAACGACGCAUGCUCCGGCAAAUUGUUUGCAGCACUUAUUGUCGCACCAUCAUCGCCAUCAUCCUUCGGCUGCAGAGCAGUCGACUACAAGUCAGUUCUUCAUCGAUGGCGGCCUUGAGCCAUUUCCAACAGCUGUUUGGCUAUCAGGAUCUCCAAGAAGACAUUGAAUAUAAUUGGUGAAGAAGGUUCUCUGAAAUGGUAACAUUGUUCUUUGUUUUUGUUUUCCCACAGGUUCUAACCACAUGUAUAUCCUUGUUAACCCAAGCAACACUGAGAAAAGUGAAGGAACCCCAGAUAAUGUGGAUUGGGAAUUUGCUCAGAAAGAAAUUGCCCAAGCUAAGGGUUUUGCUACCGGAACUGGCUCUGGACUUACCAAAGGUUGGUUACCCACCGCGGAACUUUGACCAUUAAUGUAACUAAUAGUCCAUGGGUAGACCAUGAAAAAAGCCGUUUCUGUAAUUGUGCCGGUAUAUCCACAUACAAAUUCUCCAGACUGAUCUCUGUACAUUUCCUUGAAGAAUUAGUGGAGAGAAGUUGUGGAUUUGAGCAUAAAAGAUAAUGGGAUAAAAACAUGACAUUUUCCAACUGGUGAUCAUUUUACGAUUAGAACAAACGUAAGCUGUAACAUUUUUAAUCGAGAAAAGAAGUGCAAAUUUUGUUGUUUCUUUGUGUUAAACAAGCUACGUUUUUGUUAAUUCAAGUUGUGUGAACAAAGGCUUUUCAACGAUAUUUUCAUCAAAACUUUUGUUUCAAAUCAAGGAAAGCAUGUCAGUUAGUUUCUACCUAAACAUUAGUUACUAGAUUACUUGUUCUCGUUUCCAAAGAGUCAAACAGUCAACUCCGUGCUACCUGCCUUGUUGAUUAUUGACUCGACUUUCGAAAGAGUACCUAAGAAGCUCCGCUCACUUUACAGCUUUUUUGCUGUAAAACUCGCGAGGUCCCUUCGUACUGUUCUCGUGGCAAGUCUAGGUAUCGAUCCAAAAAAAGUCGGUCUACUAGUCAAAGUGUGACAUCGCCAUCAUUGUCUUUUUGUUGUUAUUAUAAACAGAUCAGGCAAGAGUCCAAGAGCAAGUGUUGGAGUUGCUUCCCAUGGUCAGUGAAGGUAAUGCCAUCAGCGAGGAACUCAACAAACACAAGUAAGUGUUUGACAUAAGUUCUAUGGCCUCAGGGUAUUGAAUUCAGGGCUAAGGAAUGCUGGUUUUUUUGUGUUUUCUGGCUUUAUAGCUAGAACGUCCGUGUUGGUCCGUCCGUCCGUAAGUCCAUUUCUAUUAGGGACCCUACGAAACUACGACGGCGACGGCAAGGAGAACGUCAAAAAAGUAAUAGGUUUAAUGAGUAAAACAACAACUCUACACGUGCAUCACGCUUUUUUCUACAUUUCUUUGCUGUCCCUGCACAACUACGACGUGAAAUAACCAAAAUUUAAGUUUACUUGAGAACGGGAACAGCGAUAAAUUCUCCCAUCUCUGUCCGAAUCCGGGCGCGGUCCCCUCUCUUCAACUCCAACCAUAAUUCUCUUCUUUUAAGUAACAGGGCGAAUUGGGAUAAUCACGAAAAAGUUUAAAAGGAUGCGAAGUCUAUUUUUCGUGGACGUUUUCGUGGACGUCGCCGUUGUCGGAUCGUAAGGUCCCUAAUGUUCCUAAUGUAGCGCAAGGCCUUAACCCUUAGCCUUCGGAGCCUAGGGUACCGGGUUUGAUACCCAAUAUCGCCCUUUUUUUUUUUCUCCCUACGAAUUUUAUAACUUCUUUUCUGUGUUUUUUUGGAGCCCAAUAAUUUAUUAUUAAGAAAGUAGAUUACUCAUUUCAAAGGUAAUUAGAUUAAAAGCAAUAAAUUUGCAAGAAGUUAGUAAGUUACAAUCGAGAUCGCGUUCGAUCGAUAUUCGAUGGCACCUUUCCUUUUCAAGGACUUUGCCAACCUUGCGUGUUUUUUUUUUUCGCUUAAAUAUAACAAGGCACACAGAGUGAAACAAACUAUCAAAUAAUUUAAAUUUGCUUGUUUGGAAUUAAGUGAACUCGUAGCAAACAGCUUUCUUCGACGAAUUUACUAGUUUCUCUUUUUCUUUUAUAACUUUUAAUGGUUACUGGAGUAACCUUUCAUAGCCUGUAAGCUCAUGUCCUCGUAGGGAAAUAUUUUCUGUCUUUCCUAACAAAAUCUUCUUUUUUCUCUCCAGGAGCUUUGAGGUGAUUCUUAUUUCAGCAGCUGCUCAGGGUGACGGAGGAAAUGCGGCAACAAAGUAAGUUGUUCACCUUUUUAAAGGUAUCAAGUGUUUAUAAGGGAUUUGUCAAUUUUAAAGAAAGCUGUGUAAUGUCCCUUCCAACUAGCUGUUCAGUCUAUUUAAAGCGAUAUUGGGGCAUCAAACGCCGCCGGUAGAACUUUUGGUAAUGCAUUUUUACUCGUGAAUUGCGUGUGCAGUAAAACGAGUGAUAGCAAUGAAUCGAAGUUGGUUGGUUGGUCACUUUAUCAUUUCACAGGUUACCGUAAAAUUCCGAAAAUAAGCUCCGGGGCUUAUAUUUUUCAAAGGCCCUUUUUGAGGGGCUUAUUUUUGGAGGGGCUUAUCUACAGAGGGAAAUUUGCGUUUCAAAAUCGAUUGGGCUAGCCUUAUAGUUGGAAGCAAAUUUACCGUUUUUGCUUUGUUUUACUUUGUAUUUGAGGGCAAUUUUCCAAGUACAAGCCCCCGGGGGGCGUAUAUUUGGAGGGGCGAUUUAAUGGCGCGUUUUUUGCGUCAUCGGAUUGGGGGGCUUAUAUUUGGAGGGGCUUAUACAUGGAGGGGCUUAUUUUCGGAAUUUUACGGUAUUUAAAGGGUACCCGAUAAGUGUGUACCGACAAGUCACAGAAUGCUGACCCUGCUCUAAAAGGAUCUUGCAUCCACAAUAAUACCAGAACCGCUCAAAUUCCAGUAAACAAUGACAACAACGCGAGGCUUGGUAUGUCAAAAUACAGUGAUUUGUGUGAAUUUAUCCACCCAAGCAUCGACCAUGUUUUAUUGUAUGUCAUCACUGGAGCGGAAUCCGGGAAAGGUCUUUGUGGCCCGGGGGGGGGGGGGUACUCGAUAUAUCCUUGGGUGGGGAGGUGCGGCUCGGCCCCUCAUACCCUCACCCUGUUUAAGACAAAAAUCGCUGAUUUUCCUACCCUGUUUAAGACAGAAUUCCGAUUUUUGAUACCCAGUUUAAGACAUUCGUAGAACAUAAGCGCAGGCUCUUUAUCGUCUAAGAACAGGGUUAUGGGCUCCUGUCUAAAAAAAUAUACCCUGUUUAAGACAAAAAUCCCGAAAAACAUACCCUGGCUGGCCGCACGUCCCCAUUAGGCCCUUAUAAGGAAGUACCCCCCCCCCCCGGGCUUUGUGGAGACCCAGAUCUUCUUAAACAAGAACGCGCUUACACCGGGAAUCAGUCUCGCCUGCUUGGAAAUUAGAUCGAGGAAUGAGGAGGCGAUUAAUUGUACAAGAAACAUGAUUUACUCGCUAAACGUUUUUUACUUCCUACUUUAUCGACGUCGAUACUUUUAUUUGUUUCUGAAUUGAUUUAGUAUGUGUGUUAGCGACGACCAGAAUACCUCUGCGGUAGCAGGCUAUAGGCGUGUAUAAUUACGCGAAAAUGGAAGGGUCUCGAUUCCAGAGAAAUUACAUCAUUGCAAAAUAUCCAAAAAGUGAUUUACAUGGCACGUCAUUUCAAUCAUCGCCGAAAAUAAAUCGCAUGCUCAUCACAAGAGUCAUUUGCAUACAGUGAAAGUUUACAACACCCGACCAUCGCAAUUUUGCUAAUUAAGAUUCUUUUUUUUUUUUCGACCACUCAGUAGUGUUCACUUGUUCCAAAGUAAUCAACGCUUUCAAGCGAUAGAAUUCGUGGACCGACACGUUUCGGAAAAGCUCUAAAUUUAAUCUUUCCUAAGCUUUCUUCGCAAAACAUGCGUGGCUUCGAUCACGCAACGAUUCUUAGUCCCAGUUUCCACGGUCUCCGCAAGGAACGCCUGGCACAAUGACCUCCCUUUCGUGUCCUAAAUACGACCAAAAAUUCUUGGGGGUACCUCCAGAAAAAUUGUGUAGGGGUGUGCGGCUUGCUUCCUGAAACCCUUACCCUAUUUCAAACCAAAAUCUGUGAUUUUCCCCACCCUAUAUCAGACCUGAUCAAAAAUUUGAUACCCUAUUCCAGACCUGAAGCCCUGGAGCCCGGCGCGUGACCGGAGCGCGUGACAAGCUGUUACGGCACGUACACGGUAGUUGGCGUAAACAUUAAAAGGGAAAUGGUCUUAUCGCCAAAUGAUGAAGAAGUAGCUAACUCUUCUAAAAAGCAUACCCAAUUCAAGACUAGAGUGCACAAACCAUACCCUAUUUCAGACCAAAAUGGUCGAAAUUGAUACCCUAUUUCAGACCAAAACGGCUGAAAAAAAAACAUACCCUUUGGCGCGGCACAUACCCAUAGAGCCUAUAUAAGGGACUACCCCCCGGGGCGAAAAACGCGUUGCAGAUUAUAUGUCUCGCUGCUUACGCAAGCGAGCGCAAGCGAGACUAAUAAUCACAAUCAAGUAAUCCACAUGAAACACCUUAAGUUACACUGAAGCUUCACUGACGAGUGGAACAUAGAAACAAUUUCAGCUAGUGAUUACUGCGGGGUUGAACCCCCGAACCUCCGUAUUUCGUGUCUGACACGCUUACUACUUCGCUGCUACUUGCUACCCUGCCUGCGUGUCGAACCUAACUUAGUGAAUAUUUUCCAGAAUUUAUACACAGGCGUCAGUUUUCAUUUCGGUCAUAUUUGUGUUUUUCAGAGUGACGGUGAAAAUGAAGAGUUUACUUAAUGGAAAUGUUUGGCUGUGGGACCGUGGAAAGUUUAUGAACAGACGUUUUCUAAUGCAGGUAUUAAAAUCACCACUGGAGAUGACAUGCCAAACUGAAAGUAGAAACAUAACAGCUGGAAUUCAGUAAGAUUAAGAACACGACAAUCCCGCGUCCCGAACUUCUGUCUUUGCUAUCCCGUUUACCGUUUUGUUUCCCAUUACCGCAUCCCGCCUAAAGAUUUAGGCAAGUCCCGCUUCCUGAGGAGCUAAGCGGUCAAAUCUCGUAUCCCGUAAAGAAAUAUUGGGUCUUUCCAAAUUCCGCACGGUAAGUCGAUCAAAUCCUGACUCCCGAGAAUAUCCUCCCAUACCCUCUUGUAUCAUUUCUGCGUCGUGGCGGAACCCAUCAAUAGUGAUUCAUCAAGAAUUUUUUUAGGAUAAGCAUGCACGGCCAACAAAGUGUAGGGCAAGCGAUUAUAUAACUUCAUUUUUCCUUUGUUAGGAUUUAUAUCAACGACACCUUGAUGGAGAAGAUGUGGGCUCACUUCCUAAGGAAGAAGAUCCGUUUUGGGAACCUCCUGAAGAUGUCCUUAUUGGAACAGCUAAUGUGUUUUUACAGAGUCUAAGCUUUGCUCUAGAUUUUGAUGACAAGCUCUCUAUUACUGACUACAAGGUAGGCAAGAAGAGUCCUGUUGCAUUUUCCGUUUCGUUCUUGGCUUUUUACAGUGGUUUGUUCAGAAUUUCAGUCGGUGGAUUUCGUUAGGUUGGUCACUGAAAGAGACCUUUCAAGCGCUUUCCAUUUAUCGGAUAAUUUCGGGAAUUCUAAUUGGGAUGUAAAUGAAACACAUCGUUCAAGUUGAAAAUUCUCGAGAAUAAGUGGAACUUUUGAAAGGUUGUCUAGUGUUCUCGUUGGAAACAUUUCUAGUGAAAAUUCGUGUUCAAUUGCGUGUUUUCACAGUUAUUCACCACUACCUUGCUAUUCACUACGAAUUUUAGCGAGAGAGGGGAACGAAUGGAACUUGUCAAUGCGUCAGACGGAACACAUUCUUCGUGCAUUGUCCAUCGAAGUUUCUGAAAGUUUUUGGUUAAUGGAAAACGCCCUUUCUUUUUAGUUUUCCUUUUGGUGCACCCAUAUAUAACUAGUUGUUUCAUAGACGCCGGAUUAGCGCAAAUCCUGGGCUAUUUGCUAUGACAACUACAGUGGAACCCUGCCUUACGACCACCCCGUUUAUAAGACCACCUCGUUAUUACGGCCAUAUUCUUUCAAACCAAACGUAAAAACCAUUGAGUCAUUUUCUUAUUUUGAAGACCCCGUUAAUGCGACCACCUCGUUAUUACGACCAGGAUUUUAUGGCCCAACGGUGGUCGCAUUAACGGGGUUCCACUGUAGUAUCCUUUGUUUACUGCUAACCCAGGAUUACUGCUGACCCGGAUUCGACACAACUAGUCCCCCAUGUUGACUGGUUAUUUACACAUGCGUAUUUGAACGACCUUGUCAGUACAUAGACAUACAUUGUUUGAUUGAUGUGAUAAUUGUUUAAAAAAGAUCUCUUUUCUUUUUCUUUUAGGGAGAAGAGGUAGCGACAGUCGUCAUUCAUGUUUGCCCGUGCUAUGCAAAUGAGAAGCCACUGAACGAGGAAUUCUUUGUUGAUGAUCCUUCUGAGCUUCUUGGCAGAGAUUAUCAUUUCAAGGUAUAUGGCUUUUGCAGUACUCUUUAACUUUGAAUAAUUAUAUAAGUAAACAGUCCGUAAACAAGGGAAUAUCUGUAAAAUCCUGCGAAAUAAGCUGUACUAUGCAAAAGGUUCUUUGAAAGAGGUUUCGUUUGAAUGGUAACACCACAGGAUUUCCUCCAUGAGAGAUUUAAAGUGAGCGUGACAAAUCGUCCUGCCAUAACGUGGUGCAGGAGUGAACCAUUCCUAUUUGACCACAGGAGUCUGUGGUCAAUUAAUAGGAAUCUGGAAAGGUUGGGGUCAGGAGCCUAUGAGUAGUAGUCAUGGGCUCCUGUUUGGCACAGAAAACGGGAGAACUUGAAGAAAAACUUACGGACCAGGGCCAAAAACUAAGAGCAAACUCAAUUUGAAUACGAACGUCGAGACUGAGAAACAAAUCUACACCGAACAGGAGUGCGCCAGUGACUGGCCUGAUUAUCAACCGCCUGCCCUAUCUAUGACUAUCCUGCCCUGGGAAGUUGUAUUAUGUUAUAUUUGUCAGGUCGCUAGGCUCGAUUUCCGUCGUUUUUUGUGUCUGGUCUUGAUCUUCCCCGAGAAGAGAGGAGGAGAAGUGCGAGCUCAUUUCCCAAAUGGUGGCUGAUUUCGGGCCUACUGGGACUCGACUACCAUCGAAAAGCUUUAGCCGUCGUCCAGUGUUUUUCCUCACUGUGUUAUGUAUCGUUGCAGGUAACCAUUCGCAAUGCUAUCGUUCAUGACGCUAGGUUCAACAAGGGUCUUUACAUCAAGUACAUGCCUUUUAAGGAGACUGAGUUCACUUCAACAAGCGUCGUUAAGGGCACCCUGGAGCCUGAGUUCAAUCACUCUCAAGUGUUCCACUUUGAAGAAGUCAAACAAGAGCUACUGGAUUGGUUUGACGGUGGCUGUAUCGCCUUUCAGUUGUUUGGUCGUCAGGAAGACAGUGACCCAGACUCAACCCGUACAAGAAUGACCACUAAGGUACUGGGACUUUCUCUGGUGUGCGAACGAAUGCAACAACUCCCAAUAGCACGAAACAACAUGCAACAGGGUGUGCAAACGGACGCAUCAUGUAACAUCCAACAAUGUUGCGCCUGUUUGCCCAGGGCUUAAGCUUAUGGCCAUAUUCACGCUGACAUCACCCAUUGACAUAAAUUUGCCAACCAGAAGCGCAUUGGUUCCUGUAACCAAAGAUUAUUUAGUUUCACUCGUUAUAAAUUUCAAGAACAAAAACAAUGUCUCUCCUAUGUCACAGCGUUUUCACGGACCGAUUUAUUUUUUUUACAUAUUUCAGGUCACUUUUUGCAGCAAAAAUGGAAGCUCUGCUCCAUCUAUAUGCGCAUUCAAAGUAUAAGAUAUGAAAAAAUGAAAACUAAAGUAAACCUUCAAAAAUACCAUUUUCAGGUCUGCAGGUCUUGCUGGCUGGUUUGUGGGUCUUAAAUUCGCGCCCAAAUCGAUAUGAAAAUAAACUGACCUGUGAAAUGGCCCUUACACGAGUAAAUAAAAGUUGCUUGUGGUGUCUUAAGUGCAAUCCCUCCAGUACGGAUUGGGACUUAUUUUACCAAGACGAUAGUAAACUAGGCUGUACUAUACCAGCAGACAAUCAAACACACCAAUCAGAUCCAGGGGGAAUUAGCCGCAGCAAAGCGCGGGAAAACACUGCGCGCAAGUCGCGAUUAGUUUUGGUUUUCUUCUAUUUGGUUAAGGAAGUGGCACGAGAUUUUCAACCAAUCAAAAACUGUAGUGCUGCAGAUAAGCAAUGCAAUCGUGAAAUUAUUCCAUAAACUCAAGUAAGCGUGGUUAUUUUGUAUUUUGUUUGCUUUUGUAGGAAUUACGGCAGAUGGAAAUGCAAAUCGGUAGACCAGGAAUGGGUCCACGAUCCACCACCAUGAUAAAUACUGACACCUCUACUGCUCAACUCAAGGCUGAGCUUAUUUUGCUUAAGAGAAAGAACCUUCGUUUGGAAAAGAAAGAAAAACGUCUGCAGGUGAGCCUUGUAGCAUGGUAAAAUAUGGGUUAAGCUAAAAAAGAAAACUGCCUUCAGUUAAGCUGCCUGAAAACUGUGGAAAAAAAUCGUGGUAUUAUUCUAGGCUACUGUUUAUGCAUGCCGUGCGGGCGUUGAGACUAUCAUGUCUAUGUUGUGGUUCAACCAACUACGCGACAGACAAGCCACGCGAACAACUUCGAAAACGGUAAAAGCCAUGAAAGACAGAAACCUCUGCUCGCUGGGUAAUUUAGGAAUAACAAUGAGUGAUAAAAACGCGAGAUUUCAACGGCAGCUUGUUGCCCUGAUUAUUAGUGAAACGAAAUCUCUAUUUUCAAAUUUUGCCCACUCUUUUUAUAGUUGAAAUCCAAUUCCCUCCUGUUUAUCGAAAUUCCAAAAAACUCACGAACAUUUUAUUGUUUAGAGUAAGCUUAAACAAAACUGAAUCAUCAUUUUGGGAUUUUCUUUGAUGUCAACCUCGUUUUAAGGGUUUUAAAGCAUUGACAAAACACGCAACACAGCUCCUUGAAAAGACCCUGAGUAUUGGUCGAGCCCCAGGGUAGUACUAGCCUGGGAGCAAGCCAUCAAGCUUUCCUUUUUUAGUGGUAAGUGAAGUGAUCGACGAGAAAAGCGCGCGAGUGAGCCGCGAUGGGCGGGACGAACUGUCCUUUCGCGUGCGGCUCGCGCGUGGUCGGUCUCUCACAUUAUUCCCCAAAUAGAGUGCUUCCUCUCGGGCUACCAGGUAUGGAACUUGUGCAGUCCAACGGUCUUUCAACUCGGUUAACCCUGCUGCUUGGAAAACUUUUGGGUUGGUGGUAGGUUCAUGGUAAAAAACUAGGAAAGAUGCACUAAGAGUGCUUUCUUGUCAAACCAAACCAGUCAUGUUUGUAUUUCAAUAUAUACAUAUCACUUUAUGUUGGCUAGGAAUUAUGUGAAGAGUGGGGUAAGAAACCGAAAGAAGAACAGUCGUUUGAAGCAUUUCACCGCGCAAUCUCCGCUGCAGCAGCUCAUCAGGGGGGAAAGCUGAAGUAUAAAGUCAACAUGCUUAUGGGGGUAAGUACAUUAAAUCACCUGACGAGGGAGGGGAAAGGACCUUUUACAACCCCACCACAAUUAUUAAGGAAACAAGUUGCAGAGGAGUUAUUUGCACUUUGGAUAGGCCAUUUCCGAGUUCAAAAACACUCACUUUUAAAACUAGGGUAAGUGCAAAACCUUUGUCGUGAAAAUGAGUUUUAUUUGCAAGAGAGUAAAAAAAUCAUUUUCACAUCAACGGCAUCGCACUUAGCUUCACUUUAUGACAGAGGCUUGGGGCAAUUCGGAAAUGGGCUUAGGGCUAUUUAAGUGGAGUCAAGGUCAAACAUAACUUCUUUGUGCCCUGUGCUGAUAACGGCUGAAAUACAAAAGUCAACGAGCUUAUGGGUCAAGUAGUUUUAACUACUUGUCAGGGGAGGGGAGAGGUCUUAUAAACCAGGGACGGCUCAGAUACAACUGAUCUGCAAUAAUAAUGGGGUAUAAAGUUUAACUCUAUAUUUUUUCAAACGAGGAAGUCACCAUGCUUUUUAAGAAAGUAGAUCCUUUCCAGUAGGGUAAGGGGAGUCCUUCCCGAAUAUUUUACAGCUUAAAUACAUAGUAAAAGUGCUUAACAAAGUAGGUCGCUAACAUUCACUUCCCAGCUGAGGGGGAACCGUAUGGGGGGUUAAUCCCUGGGAUUUAAGGAAAAAAACUUGCUUAUAGGUCAGCUAGUUAAGCUAAUUUAAUUUAUCACAGUUUGGUAGACUGUCUCAGUUUUCAAAAGAGGGAAAUGAUCAUUUCCGUAAGUUGAUUGGAAUUCAAAAUAAACUAAAAAUACUUGUAUGACAAAACCUCGUGAAGGGCCUCGCUUCGUGCGGACAAUCAUGCUUGUCACUGAAGGUGCUUUCGGGGGCGGUGAAAGUAAAGUAAAAGGGUAAAGCGUCCUCAUGUUACGUCGGUGGCUCAAUAGUUAUCGUCUUAGUAACAAAUGUGAGGCCAAAAGUGUGCUUAUCCCACUCCUUUCUCCAUCACUGCUUCGUUUUAGGGGUUUUUAAAACUUCGAACGCGGAACGGAAAGGAAAGAAGGUGAAGCGAUUUGAGGUCACCUCACAGAGGGCGGCGCACUAAUCAACUGUGCCAAUCCUUACUUUUAGGUUAAAGGGUUUAAACUCUUAACCUUGAUGAUGUUUUUUUCUUAAUUUCAGUUUUUGAAGGAACAAAAUGGGACUACGGCAAAUGGCGGCCAGAUUAAAGCAGAUCCUAAAGUGCAACCAGGAAGUCGUGCAUGCGCAGUCAUGUGAUUAACCGCUGACGCAUCUUUAACAUAGUAUUGGAUAGCACACUUCAAAGAGUUUCCAUUAAUAGUCCCUGUAACAAUGAGCCUAUAAAUCAAGUCUCAAAGUGCUUUCGACUGGUCAAUAGUAGUAUUAGCUGUGGUCUUGCUGGACGAGCCUAUUGAAAUUCAUGUUGUCACAAUCACGUCUUCCUUGUUCGUAAUAUAUUAGUCGAUUUCAAACCCCUGAGUGCAGUGGUUGUUAGGUGUACACAGCAACUUAAGUGAUCAAUAUUUGAUUUCUCCUUACAGUAUCACUAAAUCUUUAUGCGGGCAAUACAUACGAAAAGCAGUCUUUUUUCUUGCUCACAGGCUCACUGUAAUCUUAAUCCAGUGUAAAUGAUUUUUUUUUUUGUUGGAAACACAUCUGCCAAGUUACACUAAGACAUUUGUAAGGAGAAUUCAAAUAAAAGUCUUGUUACUCACGAAAUUGAAGGUAGGCAGUGGUAGCACAGUUGAAGUGUUUAGGGUUGUAUUUGUAGUAUAUUUAAAUCACGAAUAAGCCAAUUGUUAAGGUACAUUUGAGAGCGAAGAUAUAUAUUUUUAUAAAAGGAGGUUGAUCGCUGAGUGUGUAGUAAGUGUUCUUUUUUACCCGACCCCGUAGUAAUAAAUAGUUAUAUUUAAUUACUGCUGUGUUGUCACGCACAGAUGUUCACGAUUUUGGUUUGAAAAUGGUAAGAAUAAUCUUGGACAAAACUGUUUGAUUAAGUUGCUGCCUCAUCCCCAGGAAUCGUUUGUUUGCGGAUAUUACAGUUAAAUAUCCAGGAAAGCUGGGAUGAACGCUAGCGCUCUGCAUAUGCCCGCUCUCCGUGCCCAGUUUCGACGCCUAUUAAAGAACCCGGGAAAACAUGUUGGGGAGGCAGAGAAAAUUGGGUUCUUCACGUGCAGACAAACUUACGAAGAGAGAUCCCCCCCCCCCCCGAAUCAACGUUGUUUAUGUCUCUUAUAGGAGACUAUGGCUACCACCCCUUUAUAAAAUCAACUUGCCGUGUGGGGAAGGGGAGGAGAUUAACAAGUAACUUUUGUAAAAUUAGUAUUGGCACUAUUGAAAUGCAAUGCGUAUUUUAAGUUGGCCAUUCUCUCAAGUAGUUUCGUCCAAGAUUGAUGCUUAGGAGGUAUAUUUAUUUCAUAAUUUGUACAGAUCGAAUGUUUUGUAGUCAUCAUCUUUGCAAUAAAACAGAAAUCCGAUGAUUAUUUGAUUGAAAAUAGUGAUAGAACAAUAUUACUGUCCUUCUUGUCGUUUAAAAAAGAUUCGAAAAACUCCGCUUUCUGAAGCCAUGGCUACAAUAACUUAGUAUAUAUAGACUGAGGAAACAGCCAACAUUUUGCCACGCCACCGCUAGUUUCCGCGGGAAAUGACUCUUGAGAAACGGGCGCA